CUGUACGUGUGCGUAGGAGGGAGGUGGAGCUUCACACAUGCAGCUCUACACUAUAAAAGAGGAAAGAAACUCAUUCAGACAUUCAGACUCAAGCAGCAGACUGAAGCUGAAACAACACAGACUCUACUCUACUACAUCUCACACAACCGAAAGGAUGCUUUGCGUGUAUAUCGUCCUGUUGCUGACCCUGAGCGGAGUGGGAUUGGGCUCUCUGCAGGAGAAACAGACUGACUUUGGCCUGAAGGUCUUCUCUCAGCUGGCCCGGGACUCUGCGGACCAGAACGUGGUCUUGUCCCCGUACGGCGUGGCCUCCGUCCUGGCCAUGGCUCAGCUCGGUGCUGCUGGGAGCACCCGCAAGGCCUUAACUGCUGCUAUGGGCUUUUCUCUGCAAGAGCGAGGGAUGUCCCGGCAGCAGCGCCUCCUGCAGCGGGAUGUGUCCAGCGAGGAGGGCGUGGAGACAGCCAGCGGCGUCAUGUUGGAGAGGAAGAUGAGCCUGGAGAAGGGAUACCGCCGCGCGCUGGCCAAGGCCUUCCAGGCCCACGCCAACCAGGUGGACUUCACCAAUUCGGACCAGGCCGUCAGCGUCAUCAACUCCUGGGUCUCAGACCACACAGCAGGUACCAUCCCUGAGUUCCUGGCGCCUGGAUCUCUGACUGAUGAGACCCGUCUGGUCCUCCUUAAUGCCCUCCACUUCCAGGGCCUCUGGAAGGUGCCCUUUGACCCCAAACUGACCCAGGAGAGGAUGUUCCACUGCGCCAAUGGCAGCGAUGUGCCCGUGCACAUGAUGAGACUCACCAACCGCUUCAACUAUGGUGAGUUCGUGACUGCCGACGGGGUGGACUAUGAUGUCAUUGAGGUCCCAUACGAGGGCGACUCACUGAGCAUGCUCCUCGUGUCGCCCUUUGAGCCUGAAGUCUCACUGAGCACACUCAGUGCGGAUUUGAGCAGCAAGAGGAUGAAGCAGUGGAGAACAGAGUUCAGGAAUGUCAAGCGGCAGCUGGCCAUGCCUAGGUUUACUCUGGACUCUGAGGUGAAUCUGAAGAGCGCUCUGCUCAACAUGGGUCUGGGAGACAUGUUCAACCUGGCUACCGCUGACUUCACACGCAUCACCUCUGACGAGAGGCUGUGCGUGUCGAAGGUUCUGCAGAGAGUGAAGAUCGAGGUGAAUGAGCUAGGAACCAAAGGAGCAGCAGCCACAGCUGCUGUGAUGUUUUCUCGUAUGGCCGUGGAGGAGAUCACUCUGGAUCGACCCUUCCUCUUCAUCAUCCAGCACAAACAAACAGGUGCUGUUCUCUUCAUGGGUCAGGUCAACCAGCCUCAACAACAGUAACCGACGUCGAAGACUUCCCUCCACUGUGUCUGACUACUGCUGCUCACAAUGACCACACCACACCGACCGUACAGGGUUCAUUCGACAGACUAAUUCACUAAAAGAUUUAUUUAUAAUGCGCUUAAUACAGGAAGACACAGAUUUAACAUAUUGGAAACAUGAUUGACUGAGAGUUUAUAUGUUUAAUUUAUUCCUCUGAACGUUUGUGGUUGAGAAGACAGAAAGAAUUAUGAAGGAAAGAGUUACCUAAUUAAGUAGUUUACUUGUCGUCUGACACAACAUGCACUGCAUACGUACCAAAAUAUGUAUCUAUUUUUUACAAUGUCAUGUCUAAUGUCUAUUUUUGUUAUUGCCUUAAGUUACAUUUGUAUUUUUCCGUAUUUAUAUUUAUUAAAAUACUAUGUUUUUACAAAG
This is a messenger RNA of Sebastes umbrosus (honeycomb rockfish), 1744 nucleotides long. RefSeq names its product serpin peptidase inhibitor, clade E (nexin, plasminogen activator inhibitor type 1), member 1 (gene serpine1). Lineage: Eukaryota; Metazoa; Chordata; Actinopteri; Perciformes; Sebastidae. Gene Ontology annotation, molecular function: serine-type endopeptidase inhibitor activity. Gene Ontology annotation, biological process: negative regulation of plasminogen activation; negative regulation of endopeptidase activity; negative regulation of vascular wound healing. The transcript is spliced from 9 exons. The coding region runs from base 38 to 1330 and encodes 430 amino acids. The record is from RefSeq and is a predicted model, not a curated record.